AUGGCCAGUAAAGCGGCGCACAAGCGGUUGACGCGAGAGUACAAGUCCAUUACCGAGAAUCCUCCCCCAUACAUCACUGCCCACCCUUCCGAAUCCAACAUCCUCGAAUGGCACUACAUAAUCACAGGGCCUGAAGAUACGCCGUAUCACGGAGGCCAGUACUGGGGAACGCUCAUCUUCCCUCCAAACUACCCCUUCGCACCCCCAGCAAUCCGCAUGCACACCCCUUCGGGGCGAUUCCAGCCGUCAACCAGACUCUGCCUCUCCAUAUCCGACUUUCAUCCGAAAUCCUUUAAUCCAGCAUGGGAGGUGUCGACCAUCCUGAUCGGCCUCCUGUCGUUCAUGACUAGCGACGAGAUGACUACUGGUUCCGUCUCGGCGUCCAGCGCUGAGCGAAAGUUUCUGGCUUCGCGGUCGCGGUGGUGGAACUCUACUGGUGGUGGCUCUCAGGCAAGGGGAAACAUGGCCACCAAGGGCAACGUCAAGGCUGGAGAUGGCGGUGCCAAGUUCCGGUCGGAGUGGCCAGAGGUGGACCUCGAAAAUUGGGAGUGGAUGAGGAAACACAAGGUCGACCCAGUCACCGGCAACCGAGCAGACGGCGACAACGGCUCCUCUUGCGGGCCCCAGUUAGGCAUUGCCGCUUCGAGUAGUAACCAGGCUCAGGCUGUGGUGGACGCCGUUGUCCAGCAGCGGGAUGCCGGCCGAGGCUGGCUGUACCGGAACAAGCUGCUGGUUGCCGGUGCGGCGAUAUUCAUAUACGUGCUGAUUGCCAGGCUGGUGAGCGGCAACGAAACCCUGGCAUGA
Molecule: messenger RNA, 804 nt
Organism: Trichoderma citrinoviride
Lineage: Eukaryota; Fungi; Ascomycota; Sordariomycetes; Hypocreales; Hypocreaceae
Product: UBC-like protein
Exons: 3
Coding region: 1-804 (267 amino acids)
Source: RefSeq, a predicted model, not a curated record